Messenger RNA from Eurytemora carolleeae, 2180 nucleotides. RefSeq names its product septin-7. The record is from RefSeq and is a predicted model, not a curated record. Gene Ontology annotation, cellular component: septin complex; cell division site; septin ring. Gene Ontology annotation, biological process: cytoskeleton-dependent cytokinesis; cilium assembly. NCBI's taxonomy places the organism in Eukaryota, Metazoa, Arthropoda, Copepoda, Calanoida, Temoridae. The transcript has 16 exons. Bases 106 to 1728 code for a protein of 540 amino acids. Gene Ontology annotation, molecular function: GTP binding; GTPase activity; molecular adaptor activity.
GCGGCACUGUACAAAGGAGUUGUUAAUAAUUCCGGUUUAUUUAAAUUUCUUAGCAAAUAUCAAAGAAAUUGACUUAAAUUACUAAAGUUAUGAUACGUUAAUAAAAUGGAGUCUGAACAGAGAACCUCGGCUUUACAGCAGCGCCUGCAGGCUAGACGGGAAAUGUUUAUGAAAGAAACCGGUUCUAUUAAUAAUAUAAACAAUACUGGAAACGCCCAACCCAUAUAUGGGUCCAAAGUGAACACACCCUCUACUGCCCCGCCCCAGCCUCCAACGAAUGCCCCAAGAGCAACCAAAGAUUCUUCAAUUUACGGAAAUAAGGAUAAUCCCUAUGGAUCAAGUAACGGAACUAAACCAAGUCUAAAACCUGAAGUUGCCCCGAAACCCCGAGAUGUAUCUCCAAAACCAGAGGUUGUAAAGAAACCGCCGCGACAACUUGACGGCUACGUGGGUUUUGCUAACUUACCAAAUCAGGUUCAUCGAAAGUCUGUUAAGAAAGGGUUUGAAUUUACUCUGCUUGUAGCUGGGGAGUCAGGACUUGGGAAAUCUACUCUUAUCAACUCAAUGUUUCUUACAGAUAUAUACUCUGAUAUAUACCCUGGACCUACGAAACGUGCCAAACAAACUGUACAAGUUGAGACCAGUCAAGUUCUACUCCAGGAGAGCGGUGUAAACCUACUCCUAACUGUUGUGGAUACUCCAGGCUUCGGAGAUGCGAUAGAUAAUUCGAACUGUUGGGAUCCUGUCUUAUCAUACGUUGAGUCUCAGUAUGAAGAGUUUCUAGAAGCAGAGACUAAGGUGCAGAGGAAUCCAAAUAUGCCGGAUACUAGAGUACAUGCUUGUCUUUACUUUAUACCCCCCUCAGGACACGGUUUAAGACCCCUGGACAUUGAAUUCAUGCGUCAACUUCAUGAUAAAGUCAAUAUUAUACCAGUCAUUGCCAAAGCUGAUACCCUGGUGGAGGAAGAGAUAGCAUUCUUUAAAUCCAAAAUAAUGCAGCAGAUUCACGCAGCUAAAAUCAAGAUUUACGAAUUCCCUGAGGUGGAGGAGGGAGAGGAAAAUGAUAAGAAAGAGAACAGGAAAAUGAAGGAUCGAGUUCCAUUUGCUGUAGUUGGAUCUAAUACAAUUAUUGACGGGGGAGAUGGAAAGAUGGUGCGAGGAAGACGAUAUCCCUGGGGAACAGUGGACAUUGAAAACUUGAACCACUGUGAUUUCGUACCUCUCAGGAAUAUGUUGAUAAGAUCCCACCUGCAGGACUUGAAGGAGAUGACCAACAUGGUUCACUACGAGAACUUCAGAUGCAGGAAACUAGCAGGUAUAGUUGAACCCAAUAAUGAGAGAGUUCCCAACAAAAAUCCUCUGCUCAUGAUCGAAGAAGAACAGAAGGAGCAGUCCGCCAAGCUUUCAAAGAUGGAAAGAGAAAUGGAAGAGGUAUUUGGAAACUGCUUCAAAACAAACAUUUUCAAGACAUUUGAUAAAAUAAACAAUUUCUUUCUGCUGGAUAAUGAGGGGGAUCUAGAGAGACGACAAACUGUAGCUGCUACCAGAUUGGAUCAGCAGAAACAGGAGUUGGAGGAGAAGAAAGCAGCAUUCGAACAGGAGCGUCAAGCAUGGGAGCAGAUGAAUAACAUCACUAUGGAUGAUUUGAAGCGUAUGAGUCUAGAAUCCCUGGAUGGAAAAAAGAAAAAAGGAGGUUUAUCCGGGGUUUCCUUUAGGAUGGGGAAAUGACACUAGUAGACCAGUCAUGUACUCCCUAGAUACAUAGAGACAAAGAACCUAACCUUUUUUAACAAUGUCAACUAUCUAUUUGUGUAUCUAUCUUAUGGUGUUUUUAUUGUACAAUGCUGGUGACAAUAGAUGUAAAGUUAAGACAUAUCUUGCUUCUCAGAAGAAGUGUACACUCGGACAGUACAUACAAUGUACUCCAUGAACUCAUCGUACCUUCAUAUUUCAAUACAUACACUGUAAGAAAUAGUUUGAAUCCAGUUUUGUGUGAAUGUGAGCUUAAUAUGUAAAUUUGUUAACGCUAUAUUAGAACUUCUUUACUCCCUUCCAAUUUGUAAUGUACAACCACUGAAUAUGCAAGUAAUACCCCCUAGCGGGGCUAAAGGUUUUGAUAAUGUGUUUUAUAAUUAAGAAUUUACUACUGUAUUAUGUGUUAAAGUAUAUUGAAAACCCUA